AUGCAAACCCUACGCAUCAAGUUGAGUAAUGUACACUGUCAAAAGUGUGAAACAACCAUCAAAAAGGUUAUAUCACGAUUUUACAAAAUAAACGAAAUUGAGGCGAAUAUCGUUUCAGAACUGAAUAUUGAAGAGUUGUCUAAUAGGGAAGUAUUUUUUUACCUAAAAGAUGCAGAAGUGACCUUGUACGGAAGUAAUAUUAUCGAUUUCAAAAACGAUUUGAAAAAAGUGAUCAAGCAAUUGGAAAAGUCGGGGUUUGGUGUAACGAAAUGGGUUGUUGUUGACGAAAACGGCGACCAAAACUCAUUUGAGAAUGCUCAUGAUAUCGAAGUUGGGCCAGGAGAUGCUCCCCACCAUGAUGGCUUUUUUGAUAUUUGGGGAAUUUUCGAAAAAUAUCUGGCCUCCAAAUCAGCCAAAAAGCAUUUAAAGUAUUGUACCGUGUGCCAAAACAGCAAAGCAAGCAAAGCAAGCAAAACGAAUGAAACUAGUGACUCCUCGUCUGUUGAAACAAAAGUUGAAGUAUCUGAACCGGAGUUUAGAGCUUCCUUUAUGAUUACUGGAAUGACUUGUUCAUCCUGUGUUCAUACAGUGGAGGACGCACUUAAAGGACUACUUGGAGGAGACAAGGAUUCAGCUUCAAUGGGUGACGCUAACUAUUCGGUGAAUUUGCUUCAGCAAUCAGUAGUUGCUAUCAUCAAAAACAAACAAUUAAUCAAUCAGAUCAUUGAUCGUGUGAAUGACUUGGGAUUCGAAUGUAAGCUCAUUGAAGUGUUGCCAGUCCACAGAUCAAUAAACACGAGAAUAACUGCGUUAAUUGGAGGCAUGACGUGCGCUGCUUGCGCAAACUCAAUCGAAGCUGCGGUUAAAAACUUGCCUUUUGUUUUGGAAAGUGGUAUUAAUGUUGUGACUAAAAAUGCGCAAUUUGUUCUUGAAGAUGAUACACAUCAUGAAAACUUGCAAAAAUUGAAGGAAGCGGUUGAGGAUUGUGGGUUUGAUUUUGAAGUAGUCACCAAUGAAAAGAUCAACUUCACUUCAGCAAAGCAAAAACCAAGAACAAUCAAUAUUAAAGUUGAAGGAAUGUUUUGUGAUCAUUGCCCCGAAAUUAUUAUGAGCUAUCUAUUACGCUAUGGGGAUGCCAUUGUCGUACAUGACCCGAUUACUUUAAAGCAUCCAAUUAUCAAGUUUACAUAUGUUCCCAGCCGUAACGUGACUGCUCGUCAAAUUGUGUGGGAUUUGAAUCAUUUGAGAGAUGAUGGAACAGGAAACCAUACAAUUGAUAACGAGGGCGGAUCAUUCACUUGUGGGUUAGUGAAGCCUGUCUCUGUGGACGAGCAUAUCAAAAAGUUAGCCAGAAGUGAAGUGAUGAAUCUUGCUUUGCGAUUGGUGUUGGCUACAGUCUUUGCCAUUCCUACAUUUAUCUUUGGUAUUGUUGCCAUGUCAUUGCUAUCAAAACACCAUCCAUUUAGGGUUUGGGUAGAGGAACCAAUUUGGGUUGGUAAUGCAUCUCGUGCUAGUUGGAUAUUGCUCAUAUUAUCAACCCCAGUGUAUCUUUUUGCCGCUGACACUUUCCACCGUAAGGCAAUCAAGGAAAUCAAAUCAUUAUGGCUCCACAAAAACUCCUUCAAGAGUCGCUUGCUCAAGUUUGGAUCAAUGAAUUUGUUAAUGAGCUUGGGAACUACAGUAGCCUACUUUGCCAGUAUUGCUUUGUUAGCAUUGAGUGCAAAUCAAAAAGCUAAAACCCACAUGGGAUUUCAUACAACUUAUUUUGACUCAGUUGUUUUUUUGACAUUUUUUUUAUUGAUUGGAAAAUUGUUGCAAAGCUAUUCGAAGAGCAAAACUGCUGACGCUAUUUCCAAAUUGGCCACUUUGAAACAAAACACGGCCAUAGUAGUGGACGAAGUAGAGGGACAUUUUGAAAAUGACCAAGUCGUUGAUUUAGAGUUAUUGGAGGUUGGUGAUUACAUAAAGAUCGGCUCUGGCGAGUCGCCGCCAGUCGAUUGUGUCAUAUUAAACGGUGAAUCAAAUUUCGACGAAAGUGCAUUGACUGGUGAAUCAACACCGGUGAAGCAUAUCGAGGGCCACCAGAUUUUCUCGGGAACUGUUAAUAUUGGAAGCCACUCUAUCAUUGCCAAGGUGACCAGUUUGGAGGGUGAUUCUUUAUUGAGUCAAAUCAUUAAUACGGUCAGGGAUGGCCAACUUAAGAAAGCUCCCAUGGAGAGAACCGCCGACCUCAUAACAGGUUAUUUUGUACCUAUAAUAAUCACCGUUGCAAUAAUCACCUGGGUUAUCUGGCUCAGUUUAGGAUAUUCAGGCGUCUUGCCCCAAAGCUACCUCGACAUUGAUAUUGGCGGAUGGACUGUUUGGUCAUUGGAAUUUGCAAUUGCUGUGUUUGUUGUUGCAUGCCCUUGUGGUAUUGGAUUAGCCGCGCCUACCGCACUCUUUGUUGGUUCUGGUUUAGCCGCAAAGUAUGGUAUUUUAGCCAAGGGUGGUGGUGCUGCUUUUCAAGAUGGAGCAACAGCCAAUAUUGUUUGCUUUGAUAAAACAGGAACAUUGACCAGGGGAGAAUUGGCUGUGACAAAUUACUCCUUUGUUGAGAAGGAGCUGGCUUUGAAGCAAUUUUCACUACAAAUUGCAAGAGAUUUGGAAGUUGCAUCGUCGCACCCUCUAGCCAAAGCAACCAGAUUGUUUGCAGAGUAUUUAAGCCUCAAUAAGGGUAUUCCCUUGGUGGCUAAUAAAAUACCUCAAGUUGAAACUGUUCAUGGUCGUGGUUUAAGGGGUGAUUUUGUUUACAACGAUGGUGAAGAAAGUGAUUGGGGUAAAUUCCAGCCGACUGAAGCUAUACUAGGUAACGAAAAACUUUUUGAAGAGAAUGAUGUGUUAGUCAAUGACGAGCAGCAGACUCUCUUAACAAAAUGGAAAACAGAAUGUAAGUCAGUGAUGUUGGUUGGUUUGAAAUGCCCAACCUAUUUCAACGACGAUAAAAUUCAUUUGAUAUUUAUGAUGGCUGCUAGAGACCAAAUCCGACCAGAGACCAAAAAAGUUAUGGAAUAUUUCAAUUUGAAAAACAUUGACACAUGGAUGAUUACUGGGGACAAUUCGCUCACUGCAAAUGCUAUAGCAAAAGAAAUUGGCAUAACCAAUGUGGUUAGCGAGGUUUUGCCGGAUGAAAAAGAAGCUCAAAUCAAAAGAAUUCGUCAGUUGAAACAAAAUGACAGCAAUAAAUCCAAAUGUGUCAUUGCUAUGGUAGGUGAUGGUAUAAAUGAUGCUCCAGCACUCGCUGCUGCUGAUGUUGGAAUUGCCCUUAGUUCAGGUGCUGAUCUUGCUGUCACUUCGAGUGACUUCAUCUUGUUGAACAAGCUACACCCUUUGAUCUGCUUAGUAACAUUAUUUGAUUUAUCUCGAGUUGUAUUCCGUCGUGUCAAGUUCAAUUUUGCAUGGAGUUUGGUUUACAAUAUGAUUGGGUUGCCGAUUGCUGCUGGUGUGAUUUAUCCAUAUAGGAAUUCUCGAUUGGAUCCGGUUUGGGCUAGUGCAGCUAUGGCAUUGAGUUCAGUGAGUGUUGUGUUGAGUAGUUUGGCUUUAAGGCUCUACAAGCCAAAGUUGCAUGCUAAAGACUUUGAUUUGAAGGAAGACGAGGAGACAUUGCCCGAAGAGGAUUGA
This is a messenger RNA of Lodderomyces orthopsilosis Co 90-125, 3657 nucleotides long. It is a transcript of the gene CRP1, whose product is annotated as Crp1p. NCBI's taxonomy places the organism in Eukaryota, Fungi, Ascomycota, Pichiomycetes, Serinales, Debaryomycetaceae. Gene Ontology annotation, cellular component: membrane. Gene Ontology annotation, biological process: copper ion homeostasis; monoatomic cation transport. Gene Ontology annotation, molecular function: copper ion binding; ATP hydrolysis activity; P-type divalent copper transporter activity. Bases 1 to 3657 code for a protein of 1218 amino acids. The record is from RefSeq and is a predicted model, not a curated record. The transcript has a single exon.